AUGGCAAACUGGUCUUGCCCCUCACCCUCACACUGGAGCUGCACAUGUGUAGAAUGCAACACUGUCGCUGUGGCUUGCUACACCGCCGCCGAAUUUACUUUCAGGACCAUCAUCAAAGCAGCAACUACAUCCGUCGCAAUCCUUGGCUGCAACAUGGCUCUGGGAACUGUAGUAUUUUGCCCCAAUCUUCUGGGCAACAGGAAUAGUUAUCACCAUGGAAAGAGGAAAGGAAGGGACAUGUGCAAGGCAAAAGUCACCUUGACAAGUGGCCAAGUGAUGAAAGUGAACUCAAGUGGCCAAAUGAAACUCACUUGGCUAAUACCACUGGGUCGAGAUUCUGAGUGGCUUGCCUUGGAGGAGAAACAAUGGGUUCCAUCUCUCAAAGACUUUAUUGAGAUAUUUGUAGCAAAGACACAGUACUAUGGGACUUGGAAGGAAGCAUUUGAUGAUGCUGUUAGAUUUCCUGUGAUGCAGGACUGGCUGGCUCUGGAGGAUGAUUGA
This is a messenger RNA of Laccaria bicolor S238N-H82, 501 nucleotides long. RefSeq lists its product as uncharacterized. NCBI's taxonomy places the organism in Eukaryota, Fungi, Basidiomycota, Agaricomycetes, Agaricales, Hydnangiaceae. The transcript is spliced from 4 exons. Bases 1 to 501 code for a protein of 166 amino acids. The record is from RefSeq and is a predicted model, not a curated record.